Molecule: messenger RNA, 3519 nt
Organism: Physella acuta
Lineage: Eukaryota; Metazoa; Mollusca; Gastropoda; Physidae
Product: serine/threonine-protein kinase OSR1
Biological process (GO): protein phosphorylation
Cellular component (GO): cytoplasm
Molecular function (GO): ATP binding; protein serine/threonine kinase activity
Source: RefSeq, a predicted model, not a curated record
UUAUUGGGUGGCAGGGACUGCGUGAUAGACAAAAGGGGUUGAUAAAUGCGCGUCUUGAGAUAAUUUCAGUCAGUAUUUUGGACAGAUAAUCUGCACAUCUGUGUCACGGCACAGACUUAGGUUGAAUAAAAGAAGGGUCAGGGAGCUUUACUUUAUUCGAUCUAGCUUUUCAGGAUCAUUUAGCGUAUUGUUUGGCUACAACAGAUUUAUUGUUAAAGAAAACGAAGUCAGUCUACAGACAAAACCUUUUAAGAAAAUGGUCGAAAAUAGUGCUAAGGACUAUCAGUUAUUGUCAGCUAUGGCAGUAACAACAAGUGAGGGUGUAACUCCUUGGUCAAACGACAAAGAUGACUACGAACUCAUGGGAGUCAUAGGUGCUGGUGCAACGGCUGUUGUCCAAGCAGCUAUGUGUAAACCUCGUAAUGAAAAAUGUGCUAUCAAGCGUAUUAACUUAGAGAAAUGCAACACCACAGUCGAAGAGUUACUGAAAGAGAUUCGAGCCAUGAGCCAGUGCAAGCAUGAGAAUGUGGUAUGCUACUACACAUCAUUUGUGGUUAAAGAAGAGCUCUGGGUUGUGAUGAAAUUGUGUGGAGGAUCAAUGCUAGACAUCAUAAAAUCACGCUUGAGGUCAGGCUAUGGAAAAAACGGAGUUUUAGAUGAAGCUUCUAUUGCUACUGUGCUAAAAGAAGUUUUGAAAGGAUUAGAAUAUUUUCAUGCCAGUGGUCAGAUACACAGAGAUAUAAAGGCUGGUAACAUUCUCAUUGGGGAUGAUGGAUCUGUUUUUGUUGCAGAUUUUGGUGUAAGUGCUUGGUUAGCCACUGGUAAAGAUCUGACCAGAGAAUCUGUUAGACAUACUUUUGUUGGAACUCCCUGCUGGAUGGCGCCAGAAGUAAUGGAGCAGGUGACUGGAUAUGAUUUCAAAGCAGACAUUUGGAGUUUUGGAAUAACAGCCAUUGAAUUAGCAACAGGAACAGCCCCUUAUCACAAGUUCCCUCCCAUGAAGGUGUUAAUGUUGACUUUACAAAAUGAUCCCCCAACUCUAGACACAAAUGCAGAGGAUAAAGACCAGUACAAAGGCUAUAGCAAAAUUUUCCGUAAAAUGAUUAGUGACUGUUUAAAAAAAGAUCCAGAGAAAAGACCAACAGCAAAACAGUUAUUGAAGCAUGAGUUUUUUAAGAAAGCUAAGGACAAGACAUACUUGCAGAAAAGUUUGUUGGCAGAAGGACCAGCUCUUAAAGGACAAAAGGUGAAGCGUGUGCCUGGGUCUAGUGGCAGGCUGCACAAGACAGAAGAUGGAGGCUGGGAAUGGUCAGAUGAUGAAAUGGAUGUCACAUCAGAAGAAGGGAAGGCCGCCAUGGCUGAAGGAAGGUCCCCCAGAGUAAAAGUUUCCCCAGAUCAGCUACCUGAAUUACCCAUUCCAAUAAGAUCAGCUACUGUAGAAGAUGGUAAGCCUGAUUCAGAUGAUGAAGCUGAGACAGAUCAACUUAAACUGGAAGUUGAGUCAGCAGAAGAAGCAUCUCCAGAAUCCAAGAGCUCGCCAGAUGGUGCUAAGCUGGAAGAUAAACCAGCUAGGAAUAUGGUGCUGCGCUUAAGAAAUGAAAAACGCGAGCUGAAUGAUAUUAGGUUUGAUUACAAGGUUGGACAAGAUACAGCUGACAGUGUGUCUAGAGAGCUGGUGGAGGCUGGACUAGUUGAUGGACGGGACAUGAUUGUUGUUGCUGCAAACCUCCAGAAAAUGGUGGACAAACCAGAUUUGACCAGCCUCACUUUUGCUUUGAACUCAGGUUGUGGGCCCAAUGAGGCACCAGAUGACAAGGCAUUGAUAGGAUUUGCACAGCUCACAAUGAAUGAUUCCUAACUGCAGGCCAGUUCUUGCCACUGAUGGAUAUCUGAUAUUGUUCACUCAUUAGUUUAUUACAAAACUGGUUUGGUUUGAUACUCUUUAAAAAUGAUACCCUAGCAUACUUCAUUUAUUCCAAAACUUAGCUUUUUAAUCAAGCAAAAUAACAUGGAUUUAAACCUCAUCACAAAUGCCUUCAGCUGCUGAUAAAAUAACUAAAAGGUCUCUGUACUUCAUAUGUUCUUUUACUGAUUUUUAUCUAAUUGUAUGUUAGCUAAAAUCUAAAUUCAUAGCUAAUAGAUUGGACACAUCAACGAAGCUUCUAUUUUAGUAUGGCAAUGGGUGAUGUUGUAUAGACAUCUUUUAAAAAAUUUUUUUUAGCACAAUCAAAAACUGAAGUGGAUAAAUCAAAUGUUAGCGUGAUUGUGUAACUAAGAAUUUCCAGAUUUGAUGUGCUGCAUCCAUCUGUAAUCAAAGAUAGUCCGAAGUAUUUCUUUGUGCAAACAAAACAGUUCUCCUGAAUAGUUUCCAAUUUUAAUAAACAUUUAUGCUAGAAGAGCAUCAUUUUUUUAGUUUCUCUUUGAUGUAAUUUUAGCAAGCACCAUGUCCUAACAUGCUACAGAAACUGUUAACUCAUAGCUUCACAAGUUUUCAAAAAAAUGAAAAUUCCCCUGUAUUAGUGGAUAACCAGCCACAUCAAAACUGGAAGUAAUAGAAGUCAGAGCUCUGUCGAACAGAUGGUAUUUUUAUUAUGCCUUUUUUAAGUUUUAUUAAUUUUUCUGUAAUGUACUUUUGAUCAAGGUUGUCUAGCCAAAUUUUUGUCUUCUAUCCCUCAAUGUCAAAAGGGAUUGCCAUAACUUCUAAAACAAUGUUAAUCAGAAAAAGUAUAUAUAGUGUAUGUAUACACAAAUAUAUGUAUAUAUUUACAUACAUACAUGUGUAUAUAUGUUUAUAUCUAUACAUACACAUAAAUAUAUAUACAUGUAUGCAUGUAUAUACAUAUAUAAAUAUAAGCCCAGCAACUCCCAACCUUAGUGUAGCUACUUCCUAGGUCCCAGCAACUCCCAGCCAUAGUGUAGCUACUUCCUAGGUCCCAGCCAUAGUGUAGCUACUUCCUAGGUCCCAGCAACUCUCAGCCUUAGUGUAGCUACUUCCUAGGUCCCAGCCUUAGUGUAGCUACUUCCUAGGUCCCAGCAACUCCCAACCUUAGUGUAGCUACUUCCUAGGUCCCAGCCUUAGUGUAGCUACUUCCUAGGUCCCAGCCUUAGUGUAGCUACUUCCUAGGUCCCAGCAACUCUCAGCCUUAGUGUAGCUACUUCCUAGGUCCCAGCCUUAGUGUAGCUACUUCCUAGGUCCCAGCCUUAGUGUAGUUACUUCCUAGGUCCCAGCCUUAGUGUAGCUACUUCCUAGGUCCCAGCCUUAGUGUAGCUACUUCCUAGGUCCCAGCCUUAGUGUAGCUACUUCCUAGGUCCCAGCCUUAGUGUAGCUACUUCCUAGGUCCCAGCCUUAGUGUAGCUACUUCCUAGGUCCCAGCCUUAGUGUAGCUACUUCCUAGGUCCCAGCCUUAGUGUAGCUACUUCCUAGGUACCAAAGAACCACCCAUUGCUUGAGUUUUCUUUGCUGACAUGAUUGUAUGGAACAUGUAUGCGAUGCCUUCUGAAUUAAAAGUCAACUAAAUG